Messenger RNA from Salmo salar (Atlantic salmon), 8225 nucleotides. Its product is annotated as protein mono-ADP-ribosyltransferase PARP4. Gene Ontology annotation, cellular component: cytoplasm. Gene Ontology annotation, molecular function: NAD+ poly-ADP-ribosyltransferase activity. The record is from RefSeq and is a predicted model, not a curated record. Lineage: Eukaryota; Metazoa; Chordata; Actinopteri; Salmoniformes; Salmonidae.
CUUACCCUCGCCUUAUGCCCUUGGGGGAAUCCCAGUCACCAUUUUGGACGUCGGUCCAAACAAGGGAUGUUCGCAACAUAAGCCCCUCAGCCGUCGUUUUUGAUCGAUUUUUAGUGUACAAUUAUGUUUACUUCGGGCCUGAAACCCCCCCAUAAUUAAAUUCGCGUUGAUUGUACAUCCGCUAAGAAAAGUCCACCGAAACGUAAAACCUCAACGUCAAUAUGGAUAAGUCAACAUACAAGUCUAUGGCUCCGUUUGACAACUGUUUUGUGGUUUUGGAGCUGAAGACUUUGCCUUAUAAGGAGAAGAAGAGGCUGAAGCUGGCAAUAACAGAGAAUGGGGGCAGCAUUUCCUAUGUGAUCAAUAAGCAGUGUACUCUCGUAGUGACGAUCAGUAUGUCCAGUCUGAGCGCCAGUCGGGUGCGGAGCAUAAAGAAGCAUCAGACUCCAGUAGUAGGGGUGGAGUAUGUGUCACGCUGCCUGGAGAAGGGAGUCCUGCUGCCUGUAGAGGACUACUGCCUGCCCCCCCCUCCCUCUACCUCUCUCAUCCCACCCAGGCCUGCCUCUCCCUUGCCAUCUCUGUCAGUUUUGAAGGGGACGAGCCAGCCGGCUGAAGUUCAGAUCCAGACAGUGAAUGCUGUAAAUCAAGCCGAGAGUGCGGGGAAUCAGGAGAGAACUUACCUGGGCAAAUUCAGAGUGUAUACUGAAAGUGACAAUGAUCUUCCAACAUAUCCAACAAAUUUCCAAGUGGCCAAAUACUCAAUUUUUGGAAAGGCUAACAGCAGCACAUGGUCGGUGUUGGAGCUGCAGAGUGGCAGCACAGAGGGGGGACAGCAGCAGUACCGUGUGGUGAGGUACUGGAGAGAGGACCAUGGUGCCAAGUCAGCAGCUGUGCAGGACAAGCAGGUGUUCCUCUCCAUGUCAGAGGAGGCUGUGGAGGUCUACCAGACUCUCAGGAAGGAGCUGCAGGUCAGAGGACUCACACUCAGGACCACCCUCCCUCCAGAGGCUCCGUAUCUGGGCUCUGCCAGCCUGCAGCAGCUGCUGCUGGAGGAGAAGCUGAGUUGCAGCAGCCUAUCACAGGAAGUGGGCGUGUUCGUGGAGCUGCUCUGGGCAGAGGCCCUUGGUUGUCUGGACAACGUCCUCAAGGUUCCAAUCACCAGCCUCAGUCUCAACGAUGUGAGCAGGGCUGAGGGGCUGCUGCUACAGGUCCAGAGGAAGCUGAGGGCGAGACAGGGGGAGGGGCCAGACACUGAGGUGGCUUCUCUGAUGGAGGAGGUCUACACCCUCCUGCCACACAAAACUGAUCAGUCCCAUCUCCCUCUCCACACUAAACUCAUCUCAUCGCAACUGGACCUCUGCCAGUUAAUCAGAGACGUGCUGAAUGUGAGCGAGGCAACACUGAGAAGCCCCAUCCCUUCCUGUCUGGGGAAGUACCGCGCGCUGAGGUGCAGCAUUGAAAGAGUUCCCCCUGGUCCUGAAUUGCUGUAUGUCACAGAACUUCUACAGGACAGACAGGUGCAGAUCUUGCAGGUGCUGAGAGUAAACAGAGGGGUAGAGCUACAGAUGUUUAGAGAGGAUCUGGGGAACGUUAAGCCCCUCCUCCACUCCUCCAGCCCCAGCAGCUUUGUGGGGAUCCUGUCUCGGGGUCUGUUGCUGCCCAGAGUUGGAGUGGAGCAUCAUGGGAUUGAGAGAACAGACAUUGGGAACUUGGGCGGUGGCAUCUACUUCAGUGAUGCAAUGAGUACCAGUUUGAAGUACUCUAAGCCCAGUGUGACGGACGGCAGUCGGCUGCUGCUGGUGUGUGACGUGGCGUUGGGGCGCUGUACUGACCUCCAGAAGAGGGACAGCAGCCUGACUCGCUCCCCUGAGGGAUACCACAGUGUACACGGGGUUCGCCACACCCCCAAGAAACCCUCAGAGUUUGACGAUGAUGAGUAUGUGGUGUACAGCCCAGAGCAGGUGAGGCUGCAAUAUAUGGUACAGUUCAGACUGGAGGAGGACCAGCUGAAGGACUUCCAGCCCACCAUAGAUACUUCUUCUACCGAGCUUCCGCUUCCUGUCUCACCGUCUGACCUCUUGUCCUGUGGUGAGGCUGAGGAGGAUGUUGGGAGCUGUAAGAACCCUCUAGAGGAGGUGACUGCAGGCCUGUUGGACUGCUCUGGACAACCACUCCCCCUACAGGCCGUUCAUGUCAGGGCCAGGCUGAUGGAUCUGCUCUCCCAGGUCAUCAUCUUCCAGACAUACACCAAUCAGAGCACCGCCCCCAUCGAAGCCAAGUACGUCUUCCCAUUGGAUGAUUCUGCUGCUGUGUGUGGCUUUGAGGCCUUCAUCAAUGGGAAACAUGUAAUGGGACAGGUGAAGGAGAAGCAGCAGGCACGUAAAGAGUAUAAACAGGCCAUAGAGAGAGGCCAUGGAGCUUACCUAAUGGACCAGGAUGCACCUGAUGUUUUCACCAUCAGCGUUGGGAACCUGCCUGCCGGUGCCACCGUCCUUAUCAAAGUUACCUUCGUCACCGAGCUGGUCGUCAUGGAGGGCUUGAUCAACUUCUCGUUGCCCGGUAGUGUGGCGCCAUGGCAACAGAGCUCAGCGCUCAACCAGAGGACUCAGGUGACUUUGGAAAAGGUGUGUGUGACCAACCUGGAUUCCCAAGGGGAGUUUAGUCUGGACAUGUCCAUUGAGAUGCCCAAUGAGAUCAUCAACCUGCACUGCCUCACACACAAAGUCAAGAUCAAGAGGACCGACUGUAAGGCGGUGGUGAGGACAUGUCCAGGUGAGACUCUGGGUCCAGAUGGGUUCCUGGUCUGCUUCAGUCUGGCCCAGAUCCACCUACCCAGGAUGUGGGUGGAGAAACAUCCAGAUAAAGACAGCCAGGCCUGUAUGUUGGUAUUUUACCCAGACUUUGAGCCCUGCCCCACCUCCAGCCCCAUGUCCGGCUCCAGUGAGGUGAUCCUGCUGUUGGACUCGUCUGAGUCCAUGAGAGGAGACGCUCUCCAGAACGCCAGAAGAAUCGCCCUGCAGCUUGUUAAUACCAUGGACCACCACAGCGUUCGAGUCAACGUCAUCUCCUUUGGCUCAGACCAGAAGGAUGCUUUUCUCUCGGCCAACCCUCUAGUCGAGGCUCUCCAACCAGCCAAGAAGUUCAUCAUGUCCUCCCCACCUGUUGGGGGCAGCACUGAGCUGUGGAGGCCCCUGCGCAGCCUGAGUCUGUUGCCUCCGUCACAGGGCGUGAGGAACCUGCUGCUGCUAUCAGACGGCCACGUCCAGAACCAAGCCCUGACCCUGCAGCUGGUCAGACAGCAUGCCCAGCACAGCCGCCUCUUCACCUGCGGCCUCAGCCCAACAGCCAAUCGGCACAUGUUGCGGGCCCUGGCCCAGGCAGGGGGAGGGGCCUAUGAGUUCUUUGACACAAAGACAAAGCACACCUGGCGGGAGAAGGUGGCGUGCCAGGUGAAGCGCAUCAUGUCUCCAGGCUGCAGCUCUGUGUCUGUGAAGUGGCAGCAGUUUAACCCCUCAGCUCCCCCUCCGGUCCAGGCCCCCUCUCAGCUCCACGCGCUCUUCACUGACUGCCACACCCUGGUCUACGGCUUCGUGCCACACUGUACACAGGCCACUCUUCUUGGAGACCUGAGUGGUCAGAACAUUGAGACAAUGGUGUCCACCACUGAGCUACAGAAAACCAGGGGCACGUUCCUUCAUAAGCUCACAGCGAGGGCUGUUAUCAGAGACUAUGAGGAUGGCAGUCUUCACACCAACGAGGCUGAACAUGAGGGGAAGAAAUCAGUGAUGAAGUCCUUCAUCAUUGAGCUGAGCAAAGAGUUCUCCAUCCUGUCUCAGUUCACCAGCUUUGUUGCCAUCGAGGAGAGGGACUCAGAGCAGCCUAACGUGGGUUUCACAGACGUUCCCAAACUGAUCUCAGACGAGGACGUCGACUUCUUACCUUACCUUAGCUGGCUGGAGGAGGAAUAUGAGGGAGAUGGAAUGGACUUGGGAUCAAACUCAAUGUCAAACUUGCUGGAUGGUGGGCCAGGGCGUGUUUUAUGCAGAAAUAUCUGUAUGGAGGAGAUGGUGAUGGGGGAGGAGCAUGAAUCGUUGGUUCAACUCCAGGUGGAUGACGAAUCAUGGGAAGGACUUAAUUACUCUUACUUAAUGGGCUCUAUGGUCUUUGGCAGCCCAGUGACCGUGUCCGCUGCUACCAAACCUCCGGAUAUGACUUUGAAGAGUGAAGGAGCUGUGACGGAUGAAGAGAUGGAGUGCUUUAAUGACAUGUACUUUGGUUUACAGGAAUCUGAACACCCCCUUCGUGGCUCAGUAAUCAUGCAUAGUGAGGCUCUGACCUCUUUUUACUCUCCAACUCUCCACACGAUUACAGGUAGCCAAAGCACACCAGUCACCCCAUACCUUGCUACCAAAAUGCUGGCUAUGACUGUGGAGACGGAUUUCAUCCCUGAGCUGUCUGAGACCAUCCAGUCUCUCCCAGAGAUAGUGAGGCAUGCGAAGAGUAGACAGGGAGACUUUAGACGGGCGGACAGACACAGGAAGGUUUGUGCCGAUCCGGCAUUUGACACUGUAGAGACACAGAAGAAGUCUCUCUCUGUUGCUGAUGUGCCUCGUCCUCCUCCCUCUGUUCUUCAGCUCAAGUCUUGCGCUGUUGCUGAUGCUCUCCUUCCACCCCCUGCUUCUGUCGUCGGUUCUCCUGGUCCUCCUCCACCCCCUGCUUCUGUCCUCAGUUCUCCUGGUCCUCCUCCAUCUCGACUGCAGUCUUUCUCUGCCGCAGUUUCAGAUGCUCUUCCUCCUCCACCCCCUGCUUUUGUCCUCAGUUCUCCUGGUCCUCCUCCAUCUCGACUGCAGUCUUUCUCUGCCACAGUUUCAGAUGCUCUUCCUCCUACACCCCCUGCUUCUGUCCUCAGUUCUCCUGGUCCUCCUCCAUCUCGACUGCAGUCUUUCUCUGCCACAGUUUCAGAUGCUCUUCCUCCUCCACCCCCUGCUUUUGUCCUCAGUUCUCCUGGUCCUCCUCCAUCUCGACUGCAGUCUUUCUCUGCCACAGUUUCAGAUGCUCUUCCUCCUACACCCCCUGCUUCUGUCCUCAGUUCUCCUGGUCCUCCUCCAUCUCGACUGCAGUCUUUCUCUGACGCAGUUUCAGAUUCUCUUCCUCCUCCCUCUGCUCUUGUCUCCAAUGAGUUUCGAGCAAUAAAACACAAGAUGAGAGGUCAUCCCAAACCUGGAGUUGGGGCUAUCUCCCAUACUGCUACCUUCCCGAAACUGCAAGCCGGUAAGGACCUGCUACUUUCCAAACCCCGAGAGCCCUAUCCUGUGGAACUGUGUGAGACUAGCAAAAUGUGGACCGUGGAUAAUAGCUUAUCUGAGGAUAAGGAUUGUGGACUAGUGGAGAUGGACCACUGGCAGCCUUCUGUUGUCCCUGCCUCUGUGCCCCCAUCAGGGUUUAGUUUCGGGGGUGGGAGGGUAGGGUCUCAAAGCAGCCAACAUCACGGCUCUUGGUUUGGGGACACAGCCAAUGCAUGUUACAUUCCAGGUUUAUUUGAGGCUUCUUCAGCAGGCUCGCUGUUUGGCCCCACACUCCCUUAUCUUGGAAGCUCGGGCAGAUCAAUGGGGUUAAGUUUUGAGGCACCACUUACUGGCGGACACCUCAACUCCCCUUUACCCACCACUCAUGGCUUCAAUCUGACCCAUCCUUUAGGGGCCUCACUUGGUUCCUCUCUGUUUGGUAGCUCUCUCAGGACACUACAACAACAUCAUGUACUACCACAAGCACAAAAACCUCUGGAUAUAAAAAAAAACAUACAGAAACUUGUCGGAGACAGUGAAAGGAGGGAAGGUCUUGAAUUCAGGAAGAAUACUCUUGAUGUAGUAAAAUGGACAGAGAUUUUUGCCCUCCAGCACUCGGAAGGUUACUGGGAGUGCUCUGCCAGCCUGGGUUCCCUCCUCGGUGUGGAUGUGGACUAUUUUGCAAACGUCUUCCUGAAGAAUAGAGGCAUCAGCUCUCUAGGUGUGAGGGCCCAUGCUGACAUCCUGAGGCUGGUGGCCAGUCUGCUGGUGCUGCAGCUGAUGAGGGUGAGGAGGCUAGAGGAGGGGAAGCUGCUGCUCAGCCUGUUCCGUCUGGACCUGGACCACUCUCCUCCUCAGCCCAGGUGUGAGCGCUGGGAGGCGGUGAGGAGGGCGGUGGACUGGGUGUGUUGGGCAGACAGGGAGUACCCGUGUGUGUGCAGCAGGCUGGAGUUUGGCUGGGACUGGGAGUCGUCCACACGGCAGCUCCUGGGCAUCGACCCCCCACACCCCCUCUCUCCCCUCAUCCUCCUCGGGACCACAGGGGGAGUGAGGGCCCAAUGACUUCCAGAAGGAGAAAGGUGUAUGACCAGUAUAUACAUCUGCAGCUAUUGCUUUUAUUAUUUCACUUAUUACGAGGUUAAGGUACUAUGCUAUACUGAUAACCUUUUCACUGAUCAAAUCAGUUUUGUAAUUCCAAAUCUUUGCAUUUAAAGGUGUGAUUUUAUGUUUGCUCAAAAUACAAGAGCAAUCAUUUUUAAAAUGUAUUUAUACUCCUCAAUCUAUGGCCAUGUUCUAUAUCCAUACAGCUGUCAUUGUGUGAUUUCAGUCAUACUGAUAAGACCUUGCUCCAAUUUUCUUUCUGUUUUCUUUGUCUGACUGAAAUAAUCCUCAGAUGGAUAAGCAGAACAGCAGGGUAAUGUGGUCAUGCUAUUGGUCACUCGGGUUCCAUUUCGAUCCUUUACACACACACACACCUUAAAGCCUUUCUAAAAGAAUGGAUUGAUUUAAAGUGUCUGUUUCACAAUAUAUAAACAUAGUCAGCUUGAAUCAGUGUGUGUUACAGCAUGAAAGUCAAAUCCAAAAGAACCUGACUCGCUAGUGUUGUGUUCACUUACCAAGUUCACCACAAGGUGUCGCUAUAAGAAAGGUCAAGGUUAAUGACUAUUAAUAAAGAUGUAAAUCGAUGCAUACUGGGAGAAGAAUAAGAUGGAUGCCUACACCAUAUAGUAAAGUCACGUUCAUCUUACCUUUCAGCCUGGACUCUUACUGAGUAAGGUCUUCAGUUACUCAACCAGCUAUAUGUUGUGUAGUAAGACCCUGUGUGUUCUGGAUCCACUAGCUGCUGAAACUCCAUAACUUUCAUAUUCUGACCAAAAAAAACAGAGUUAGCUUGCCAUGAUUCCACAACAUCCAUGUCACUGUCAGUCCCCCUUCCUGUUGUCUCUUCUGACCCCUGAUGACCUGAAUGUGUCAGAGGAAGAUCUUCUUGGCCUUCUCUUCAGCUAUUUUCUCCAGUUCUGUCUUCAAAUGAUUGUUCACUUCUUUUGACAGAAUUUCCUCGUACAACCUUUGGUAAUAUGGUUGACCAACUUGGCCACACGUGUUUCUGCUAUUGAGACAGGUGCUUUAUCUUGGCCAGGUCGCAAUUGUAAAUGAGAACUUGUUCUCAACUUGCCUACCUGGUUAAAUAAAGGUGAAAUAAAAUAAAAAAAUAAAUAAAAUUAACACACUAGUGCCAGAUAAGGCCCCCACCAACCAGAGGCAUGCCAAUGACCAGGGAAAGGAAGUAGAUGGUCAUAUAUUUGUCAGUGAAAAGAUCAGAUCCAAAUGUUUUUUAAAGUGACAGUUGGCAAUAAAGACACUUUUCAUCCAUCCCUGGGCAGUCUAAAUAUUUACAUAAUCUAACCAGUGGCAGCAGGUAGCCUAGUGGUUAGAGCGUUGGGCCAGUAACUGAAAGGUUGCUGGAACGAAUCGCCGAGCUGCCAAGGUAAAAAUCUGUCGUUCUGCCCCUGAGCAAGGCAUCUCUCUGAUUCAGAGGGGUUAGGUUAAAUGCGGAUUUUUAAAACGGGUAUUAGACACAUUCACAUGUGGGAUAUAUUCGUAUUAAGGCAUCUUCAGAUGUUCCAGUCUUCACCUGAACGAACAUAAAUAAUAGCUACUUGGUUGUAGAAAUGGCUACUUCUUCAGCUGUUCCAGAGUCUUCACCUGAAUGAACAUCACAGGUAAAAUCCUAGGCUGUGUCAUGCACUGGAGUGGCAUUGUUUAUUAGCACACAUGUUUUUGUCUAGCAGCCCAGGGGAAGAUAAUAUGGCCUUUAAAUAUGUAUUUUAUUGAUGUAUCUAAUUUGUGAUACAUUUGUCAGUUACCAUUGAACAUUUGACCAGCAUUUAGCCUUUUUGCAUUAUAAAAUAAACCUUCUGAACAUAAUAUAAACUGUCA